CAGGUUAACAACAUGAAGUCAAAUCAAAACAAAGACAUGUUGGCAUCUUUCUCUUCUUCAUUUUGUACUGAUUUGGAUGUUGAAAUGUUAGACGUAAUGGAUAAGAUGGAGGAAAACUUCAUUGUGAAAAAGACCAAUACUCCAAAAUCAAGAAGAUGUCAACUUCAGAUCCAGACAACCAAGUCACCUGCAAAUCCAACAAAUAAGGCAUCUGCUUUUGUAACCAAAAAUUCAGCUAUUCAUUCGACAACAAAGUCACCCACAACAAGUAGCUCAGGAACUAAAUUUAUCAAUAAUGCUUCAGAAAAGACAACUGUUAAUUCUGGAGCUAAUUCUGCCAAAAAUUUAGCAGAUAAUUUGAAACCACAAUCAGCUGCUGCUGAUUCAACUAGAUUUCUUAGAAGCAAACCUUUAACUGGUGCAAAAAUUAUUCCAGUAAUGAAGAGCCACCCUACAACACCAAGUGGAACCAGUACAUCAAUUACAAAUAAUGACAUCUUUAAGUCACCAGGAGAUUAUAAUCCAACGGACGGAAAAAUUUGGAAUCAAAGUACUAAAAAAUCUGUUCAUCAUCUUAGAAAUGAUGAUAAUAUUUCAUGGCAGACACCAAAGAUUGCUUCAACUCCUCAAACUACACCUAAUUCUCGCAAAGGAAAACUGAUAGCAUCAAAUGUAAAGAGGCAAAAUCAUCUGCUAAAAUCGUUAUUUACACUUGAAACUUCUAUGAAUAUAUCUGAUAUAAUUUUAUCUCCUUGUCUAGAAAGUGCAAAAAAGUCAGAAGUACAACAAAAUAAAUUGUUGAAACAAAACCCUUCUGUUAAAGAAAAUGAUAAGGAAAAUGCUGUCAGUAAGUGUAAGACAUCUUUAUUGGAAAUGGUGAAUAAUUCACAUCAAGAAGUUGCAAACAUUGAUGGAGAUGUUGACAGGCAACAACUGCCAAAAGAUCAACUUCAUAAAAAUAAUCAAAAAGAUAGGAUUGAAAAAAAUAUGAGAAGAAAAUCAGAUUUACAUGAAAAAUCUUCUAUGCUGAAUAUCAGUGGAGAUAAACUUAGCCUUAGCAACUGGGGCCUUCCUGAACCAGUUAUAAACCAGUAUCACAGUAAAGGGAUCACAGCAAUGUUUGAAUGGCAAGCAGAAUGCCUCUGUAAAGGAAAUACUCUGGCUGGUGGUAAUCUAGUAUACUCAGCCCCAACCAGUGCUGGCAAGACCAUGGUUGCAGAACUAUUGGUACUGAAGAGAGUUAUGGAAACUAAAAAGAAAGCUAUAUUUAUAUUACCCUUUGUAUCAGUUGCCAGAGAAAAAAUGUUUUAUUUACAGCAACUUUACCAAGAUGCUGGAAUCCGAGUGAGUGGUUUUAUGGGAAGUCAUUCCCCUCCUGGAGGCCUCAAAUCUGUUGAUGUAGCAGUUUGUACAAUAGAGAAAGGAAAUGGUCUAAUUAAUAGGUUACUGGAACAUAAAGAAUUAGAUAAGCUGGGAAUUAUAGUUGUAGAUGAGUUACAUUUGGUAGGAGAUUCCCACAGAGGCUAUCUGUUGGAACUUAUGCUGACUAAGAUUUGCUAUGUAAUGAGAAAGGAAAAGGAACAGAUGAACAAAGGCAACCAAUCUACAGAAGUUAUCAAUGGUGUGCAGAUUGUAGGAAUGAGUGCCACACUACCAAAUCUAGAUCUCUUGGCCAAAUGGCUGAAGGCUGAAUUGUAUCAUACAGAUUAUAGACCUGUGCCGUUAACAGAAUGUGUGAAGAUUGGUACAGCUCUGUAUGAUAGUUCCCUAGUGAAAAUUAGGGAUGUUGAUUUGACCAUGACCUUUAAAGAUGACUCUGAUCAUGUGAUACCUCUGUGCUUAGAAACAUUGAAGGGAGGUCAUUCAGUUUUGAUAUUUUGUCCAACCAAGAACUGGUGUGAAAAGCUGUCAGAGUCCAUAGCCAAAGAGUUUUACAUGAUUUUAAGGAAUUCAAAACCUCAAAAUGGUGAGAAGGAAGAACUACCUUUACCACUGAAUGGUAACAGUUUAAUGGAUGUUGUAGAACAGUUGAAGAGGACACCAGUAGGUCUGGAUACUACACUUGGCAGAACAGUACCAUUUGGUGUGGCCUACCAUCAUGCAGGUCUGACUUUUGAUGAGAGAGACAUUAUCGAGGGAAGUUUUAGACAGGGAAUCAUCAAAGUUCUGAUAGCCACAUCAACUCUAUCCUCGGGAGUAAACUUACCUGCCCGUAGAGUGAUUGUAAGGUCACCUACAUUCCAUGCUGGCAAGAUCAUUGAUAUUUUAACAUAUAAACAAAUGAUUGGAAGAGCUGGAAGAAAAGGAGUUGAUACUGAAGGAGAGAGUAUUCUAAUCUGCCGACCAAACGAGAGAGAUAAAGCUGUAACAUUGAUAUCCUCCUCCUUACCUCCUGUUCAAAGUUGUCUGGUCAGUAGGGAGGGACAGGAACUCAGCUCUAGUUUAAAAAGAGCAAUUUUAGAGAUUGUUGUAAGUGGUGUCGCCACUGUCCCAGCAGAUGUUGCCUUGUAUACAUCCUGUACCAUGUUAUCUGCUGCUAUCUCAGCAGACGACAAUGCAAAUGAAGACAUGAUUGCAGCCUGUGUCAAAUUCCUACAGGAAAAUGAGUUUGUAUGCCUACAAAAGGUUGCUAUGGCUGAUGGGAAGGAAGAAGAAAGAUUUUGUCCAACACAACUGGGGUCAGCUGUUUUAGCUUCAUCACUAUCUCCACGUGAAGGAUUGGUGGUGUUUGCUGAGUUACAGAAAGCUAGGCAAUGCUUUGUCCUAGAAAAUGAACUUCAUAUUAUUUACUUGGUAACCCCUAUUUAUAGUAUGGACUUUGGUAGCAGUUUAGACUGGUACCAAUACUAUUGCCUCUGGGAAAGCUUAUCUGUUGGCAUGAAAAGAGUAGCAGAGCUUGUUGGGGUACAAGAGAGCUUCAUAGCUCGUGCCAUCAGGGGAAGGAUUCUGACCAAAACUGAGACCCAGAUGAGAAGUCUGGCAAUCCAUAGAAGAUUUUACACAUCUCUUAUAUUACAUGAUUUGGUACAUGAGGUUCCUCUUCCUGAGGUGGCCAGGAAAUAUAAUUGUAACAAAGGACAGCUGCAGUCAUUACAACAGUCAGCUGCUACUUUUGCUGGUAUGGUUACUGUUUUCUGUGCACGUCUUGGAUGGCAUAACCUAGAGUUGAUCCUUUCUCAGUUCCAGAAUCGUUUAACAUUUGGUAUACAGAGAGAGCUGUGUGAUUUGGUCAGAUUGACAUUAUUAAAUGGCCAGAGAGCCAGGGUCCUUUACAAUGCUGGUUACCAUACUGUAACAGCACUGGCUAAUGCUACUGAGGUUGAUGUUGAAUUGGUUCUGAAGAAUGCUGCUCCAUUUCAAAGCAAGAAACAGCAUGAAAAUGAAACAGAAUAUGAAGCAGCACAACGACAAAGCAGCAGGUGUAUUUGGCUGACUGGUCGUAAAGGUGUGACAGAACUUGAAGCAGCUGAGACUAUUAUUAGUGAGGCAAAGUCACUCAUACAAGAGGAACUUGGUGGUCUUGGAAUUCAGUGGAAAAAUGAUCAGGAUUCUGUCAAUAAAACUCACCAAGAUAAAAAUGAAAGAUCAAGUGUAUUGGUGACUCCAAAUGUUUCAAAUUCUGAAAACAGCUUAACGCAGAAAAAGACAUCAACUAAUAGUUUUCAUAGAAGAAGAACUAGUAAAGGAAGAAGGCGUUCAUCUACAGGUUUGAAAAGACGGAGUUUGAAAUCGGCAAAUUCUAGUAUAGCAAAUGAUGAGCUGCAUGGUCAGGUUGUUGUAAAUCCACCUGUCUUAGAAAAGCAUGAUUCUGGAAAGAAAAUAAAAUCAAAUUUAAAUGAAACUGGUGAAAAGUCUACAGUGAAAAAAACUGACACAGUUGUGAGCAAUACGAACAAUGGGGAAGUAAGUAAGACUGAAAGCAGCCGUCCAUGUCAAAUUGUUCCAAAUAAAGUAGAUGUGGAAAUUGAAAAUGUGAGCAAAAAUGUUGUAACAAUACAAGCUGAUGUUCAUCAUGAAGUUGGUAAAGGUGAGGAAAAAAUGCAAGUUGACCUUGACUGUAAUUUGACUAAUGAUCUAGAAGAUUUUUCACAAAUAAAUUUUACAAUUGGGAAACAUUGUACAAAUGUUGAAAACAUCGACAAGAACAUAAAUGAUCUAAACAUUCUUGAAACUGAGAGACAUGAAAACCCUCCAAAUGAUAUAACUGAAAAGAGAAAUGAUCAACCAGUAGUUCAAAAUAUCAAAUUAAAUAUUGGAAGUGAAAAGCUUGGUGAGUUCUCGAAUGGAAUUUACAUUGUGAGUGAUAAAAGAAAAAUUAAUGAGGUACAAGAAAGUGAAGAUUUGUUCAUUGGUUUAACCCAGGAAUUUGAAGUAUCAUGUCAGCCAUUUGCCAUACAACAUCACACAAAUGAAAAUGCAAAGGAUAAACUUUCCUAUGACUCAGACUUAAAGCAGUUAUGUAAUCUAGACAGGAAAAGAACCAGUGAUCAGAAAAUACAUUCAAAUAAUGAAAAUGGAAACUUUAUAGAGUUGGAAAGAGAUGAAAAUACUGACAAUGGUCAUGAUGAAUUUGCAGAUAGUUUCUGUGUAAACACUCAAGUUGCUAUGGAACUUUCCCAUCAUGAAAACAAUUCUGAAAGUCUUUUAGGGUAUACUGAAGACAAAAAUGAAGGUAACAUCAUCAGAAAUGGGAACAAUACAAAUGCUAUGCAAGCUAAGAGUUUAAAUGAAAAAGGAUUCCAAAGAAAUUGUAAUAAUGAACCAAAAUUAAGUGAUGAUCAAACAGUUAUGAAAACUAAGGACAAAUCGACAUCUCCAACAGUUGAUUGUGAUAUCAUUGAAAUAAGUCCUGUUGGAGAACCACCAUGCAAGACUGCUAUGUCAGUCCCACUAGCAGCUACCCAUGAUGCAUCACCAAAGAUGGCUUACAUUGAGAAAAAUGGUCAUGAUGAAUCUGUAGUUUUAAUUGCUGCUAGUAACUUCGAGCGAUGCAUGUAUGUUAAUUCAGAGGACAUAUUUGAGGAAUCAGGUCAGAUCCCACAAAACGAAUCCUACCAAGAUUUACAUAUUCCUUUUCAGAGUGGACAGGAAAGGGUUUUUGAAGAGCAUGAGAAGCAGCUGCCUAAUGGUGUCUCUCAGUAUCACAAUUUGCAGGAGGACUUAGCUGUUGCCAUGGAAAUGGGUGAUACAUUUUCAUCAACUUUUCAGGGAAAUGACAACAAUAAAAAUCAGCAUCCAAUGGCAACACAGAAUAAUGAACUGAGUGACUCCUUAACAUUGUCAAUGGUUGAGAAAGUUCUAAAUGAUGAAUCACCUGUAAAUAAGGUUGGCAGUAAGGACAAGGAAGAGAAUAGAAUUGUGGGAAAUGUAGAAAUAAUGGCAGACAACAGUAAAAUUGUCAAAGAACAGAAAACAAACAGAAAACCAAUGAAAAGUAAAUUAAGCCCAGGAACAUUAGCAUUUCUGGAUAAUAUGAAUUCAUUUUCAGCUGUAGAAAUUUCACUGCAAGGAGAUAUGAAUCAAAAUAAAGAUGAUAAAAUAUCAAAAUCUAAUAAUCUUAAAACAAAUAAAGCUGUAGCAAGCCUUUCAAAUUCCAAGAAGGAUUUAAAGUGUAGUAGUAAUGGAAAUACAAGUACAGAAAAUGACCUGUUGCCACCAACACCACCAGGAAAUAAUGCAUCGUGCAUGUCACCUCAUUUGACCUCUAAAAGAAUGACUCCAAAUAAGUUGAAAUUGACGCCAAGGAGAGGGAAAGCAGGAAAUAAGUCUGCAAGAUCGGUUGUGCAGGAGGAGAAUACAACAGCAUCAAAGAAAACAAAAACAGCUGAUGUCACAUCCGAUUUUGAGAGAAUUAAACAUCAGAUUUCUCAAGUGGAAUGUGAAGAUGAUAUUUCAGAUUCUGAAAAAGAUGUUGAUUAUACGGAAAGAACAUUUGACUUUGAACCAGAUCAGUCAGGAAUUACAUCUACACAAAGUUCACUUACUGUAAUAGAUGUAUGUGCCGAUACAAGACUGUUUGAUACUUUUAGGAAGGAGUGGUCAACAAAGAUGAAGUAUUCUGUGUCUCUUGCCUGUGAGAGAAAGAAACCUGAUCUGCCAAAAGGUGGAGGUAUAGGUGGGAAGUUCAUCAGAGGAAAAGAUAAAGUCCAGUCCAGUGAAAAGAUUGAUAAGAAUGAAGGAUUGACAGUUGAUGGAACAGAUCUGAUCAUUGUCGGUCUGGCUGUCUGUUGGGAGAACAGAGACUCAUACUACAUCUCAUUUAAAGAUGAAGAUACAGAAAAAUGUCCAGAUGAUUCUUUAGCUCCAGCUCCUUCAGAUGAAACAAUAACUACAGAGGUCAAAUUAAAGGUCAUUCAGUCUGUCAUGGAGAAAGCCAUGUAUAGAGGCAAGGCUAAAUCCUUAAUGAUAUUUGACAGUAAAUCUCAGUAUACAACACUAGUUAAAGGGUGUGGUUUAAUCCCAGCUGGGAAAAUCCAGGAUCCAAAAAUAGCCUAUUGGUUGUUAGACCCAGGAGCCAAGGAGAAGAACUUACAUGGAAUGGUGCACAAUUAUCUACCAACAGAAGGAGGACUGUUAGAAGGAAUUGGUGGUGGAAUAGGCUAUGGUAGUAUUGGUCUGACACCAGAGAAUCCAGGAUCAGGGAGGUUUAGAGCUACAACAGAAUCAGUCCUUACGUUACAUGUCAUGGAUUAUUUUGUCAAUGUUCUACAGAAAGAGGAAUUACUGACCACUUUUUUGGAUGUAGAGAUGCCAUCCAUUGUUACACUGGCUAGGAUGGAGUUAAAUGGUUUUGGAUACAGUGAAAAUGAGUGUGAAAGUCAGAUGAACAUUAUGUUAGCUAGACUAUCAUCAUUAGAAGACCAGGCAUAUCACCUUGCUGGACACCCAUUAUCAUUAUCUGCUACUGAUGAUAUAGCUCAGGUUUUGUUCAUAGAAUUGCAACUGCCACCUGAUGGUGACCCAUCAAACGUAGGUCAAUUACGUGGAAGCAAAAGGGCAGUAGGUCAAAGGAAGGGUCGUGGUAGAGGUACACUUAGUACUUCAAAGGAAGUUUUAGAAAAGUUAAAGCCCUUUCAUCCCUUACCAAGCAUCAUCCUGGAAUGGAGAAGAAUUAGCAGUGCUUUGACAAAGGUUGUUUUUCAGUUACAGAAGGUUAAAGUUCAUAACACACGAACAGAUAUGUAUCGUAUAUUUUGUGAGACACAAUUUCACACCGCUACAGGCCGAGUCAGUAUGACAGAACCUAAUUUACAGAACAUUCCCAAAGAUUUUGAUAUCAGUUUACCAGAUGUUAUAGGAGAAAGUCCUACACCAGAAAAAGGACCCCCUACAGGUAGAAAAAUAAAAGGAAAAUUAAAUCAGAUGAAAAGUGCUUCAAAAUCAACAGCAAGAGUUGAGAACAUAACCAGAAAUAGUUCAUAUUCUGUCAGCAUGAGACAUGCCUUUGUCCCAUUUAAAGGUGGCAUUUUGGUAGCAGCUGACUAUUCUCAGUUAGAAUUAAGAAUGAUAGCACACUUGUCUAAAGACCAGAAGCUGAUCAGAAUAUUAAAUGAAGAUGGUGAUGUAUUUAAACUUAUAACAGCUCAAUGGAAAGGGAUUUCACCAGAGGUGGUUACUGCUGUAGAGAGACAACAGGCUAAACAGGUGUGUUAUGGUAUGAUCUAUGGGAUAGGUGCAAAAGCUCUGGGUCAACAGUUAGAAGUGGAUGAAAAUGAUGCUGCUGUAUUUAUAGAGACAUUUAAAGCUAAAUACCCAAGUAUGAGAACAUAUUUGAGAACCACAGUAGAAUUCUGUAGAGAUAAAGGCUAUGUACAAACCAUUAAUGGCAGAAGACGAUAUUUACCAUCUAUAACUUCUACCCAACCAUAUUCCAGAGCUCAUGCAGAGAGGCAGGCAGUAAAUACUACAGUACAAGGUUCAGCAGCAGAUCUGGUCAAAACAGCAAUGAAUCAUAUUGAUAUAAAAUUAAAGGAAGUCUUCCCACAAUCAGCAUACACUCAUUGUCAUAAAUUUAUUGAAAGAUGUAAUGUUAGAAGCAGAAGUAAAUCAACAACAAUGAAAUUAUCUGGUGGCUAUCUUGUUCUACAGCUACAUGAUGAACUGAUUUAUGAGGUAUGUCAAGAUGACAUGAUUCCUGUGGCACAGAUCAUACAAAGUGAGAUGGAGAAUGCCAUGAAGCUAUCUGUGCGUCUGCCAGUUAAAGUUAAGGCAGGACCUAGUUGGGGAAAGCUUGAGGAAAUAAAACUGUAAACAGGUAGUGGAAAAUAAAGUAUAGCCAAUGUUCCUGUCAAAAGAAAUAGUUAAAUAUUGUUCCUGUCAAAAGAAAUAGUUAAAUAUUGUUCCUGUCAAAAGAAAUAGUUAAAUAUUGUUCCUGUCAAAAGAAAUAGUUAAAUAUGGAAAACUUGAACAUACAAAAAAAGAAAGACACGAUUGAUAAGUGUCAGAGUUACUAAAUUUGUGUUGAGGUCAUAUUAUAGUUGAAGACCAAUCACAAGUAGAACAUGUUUUGAAUAAAGCUGAAUGAAGUGGAGCUGUAAUUUAGGAGUAAAGAAAAAACUGUUGAAUUUAUGUCUACAUUAGAUAUUGUUUUUUUAAAAACAAAUUUAUUUACAUUUCAAAACAUGAUGUUCUGGACAAAAAACAAUGUAUAAAUUAUAAAAUUUAGCUCUAAUUCAAUGUUGAUUUGUAAUAUUUAAGUUCACCAUAUUCGUUUUGAGAUUUUACAUUGUGAAGUAGUAUAGUAAUGACUUAUAUACCAAUGUGCCAAAAUAUCUAAACGUUAAUGUGAUACCUAACAUAUUUUGCCUGUUUGUAAGUCUACACACCUUUAAAGUCUGCAAUCAACAUUGUGUCUGUCGAUUCAAUGAUUUGGAAUGUGUGUAGACUUCCAAUUUUUUACUAUUAUAUAUCUAGUCCUUAAAUCUAUAUAAACUUGUCACCAACUAUAUCGAUCUUGCAACUUUUGUAUUAGGGUUUUCUUUUUGUAACACAAAUUUAACCUUUUUAAUUGUACCUUGUCUUUAAUGGUUUACUUAAUCUACAGCUUCAAUUGCAUAUACCUGUAAGAUAUUGAAUACCCAGGGAAAUAAUUCAAUAAGGAAAGUAGAAAAUACAUGUACAUUCAUACAUUUAUACAUUUUCACCGUUCCAAAUAUUUACUGGAUUAAUAGGAUACAUGUCUUCAGCCAUAUUACACAUAUCUUAUAAGAACCUCACUGAACAGAGAAUGACCUGAAGAUUAUUUUUAAGCCAGCUUGUCUCUAUGUCAUCACGCCUCAUUUUAAGAUUGAUCAAAAUCCUGAAUUAAAAGCCUAUACAAAACCAUUGAUAUGUAAAAGACUUUAAGAAAGUAUAAAACAUCAUUUUGAUCUUCUACCACCAACUUUUCACAACUCAUGUGCCUUUCAAUGAAACAAAAUGAAGUCAAACAGCAAAGAUUUACUCGCUAAUGAGCUUUUCAAUCAAGCACUCUGCCCUUUAAUAAACCUAGUUAAAACACUUCAACUUACUGUAACUUUAAAGUCACGUGCAUAUCCCUUUCAAUACUUGAAAAGGAGCUGCCAACAACUAAUUGAAAUAAAACAUUUUUAAGGAAAUUAUUUAAUAUAAUUGUGUGAAUUUAUUGAUAUGCUGCUUUUUGGGAUAAAAAUAGAUUGUCUGACUCAUAGCAUUGACAGUGCUUUGAUGAUUAGUUUUUGUCUCGCCUUGAUGGAGUCAAAAAGCGAGACAUAGGUAUGCUGUUUCCGGCGC
This is a messenger RNA of Mytilus californianus (California mussel), 9750 nucleotides long. Its product is annotated as DNA polymerase theta-like. Gene Ontology annotation, molecular function: DNA binding; DNA-directed DNA polymerase activity; ATP binding. The record is from RefSeq and is a predicted model, not a curated record. NCBI's taxonomy places the organism in Eukaryota, Metazoa, Mollusca, Bivalvia, Mytilida, Mytilidae. The transcript is spliced from 24 exons. Gene Ontology annotation, biological process: double-strand break repair via alternative nonhomologous end joining; DNA-templated DNA replication. Bases 13 to 8250 code for a protein of 2745 amino acids.